GGACGCGGGGAAGAUGUCCGCCACGCAAACGGGAUUUGGCAACUUCCUAUUGGACAGGAACGUCGGCAUGUCGGCUGGAUAUCAGAUCCCGGUGCUGGGUCUGCAGCAGCAGCAGCAGCAGCAGCAGCAUCUGGCGGCGAUGGCAGCUGGAGUUCCCAUCGCGUAUUCAGGACUGCCGGGAUACAACUUCAUCCCCUACCCGCAUCACAGACACAUGGCACACAUGGGCAGUGGCUUCGACCUGAAGGCCGCUUCUCCGUACCAUCACGCGCUCCUGGCUCGCGGAGGAGCCUUCUACGCGCCGUACCGCCCCGGAGCGGCGGAGGACGCGGGCCGCGUGGCGAAGGUGGCCACGCGCGAGAGCACCGGGGCCCUCAAGGCCUGGCUGAACGAGCACCUCAAAAACCCGUACCCCACCAAGGGCGAGAAAAUAAUGCUCGCCAUCAUCACCAAGAUGAGCCUGACGCAGGUCUCCACGUGGUUCGCCAACGCCCGGCGACGCCUGAAGAAGGAGAACAGGGUCAGCUGGGCGUCCAAGGGGAAGUCGGACGAGGAGGACGAGGAGCAGGAGGGCGAGAGCGACGAGGAAGACGCUCCCCUGCAGAAGUACGCGCUGGAUGCGGGGGACGGGGCUGAGCUGCACGUGGCGCGCGCGGACGCCGGUGGCGACGAGCGCAGCGCGUUGGAGCGAUCGGAAACCGGGGACGCGCGGCCGAGCGGCGACCACGGCGGCGCGGAGCGCGCGCCGGACGAGGAGGCGGAGGGGCAGAGAGACUCGGGUCACACGUCCGCUCUGGAGGGCAAAGAGAACGCCGGGCAAAAGCCCAAGAUCUGGUCCUUGGCGGAGACCGCCACGUCCGAAACUGCGAAGAAGCCUUUGAGCCAAAUUUACCAUCCCGCCGGGAAACUGUGGGCUGAGUGGGCCAGAACCGGACUGCUUGUUCCGUCAUGUUAUACCAGCCACGUCUAAGUUGAGAAUUAGACGCUUAAAAGACUUUUUCAGUAUCUUCUGCACUUUAAACUGUCAAACCUCAGGAACCCGAUUGUUGGUUCCCGAAGUUUACAAUGCAAUGAAAAUCUGUUCCAAAGAGACCAAAGACUGAUGUGGUGUUACUGUAUAUAAGUGUAGAUAUAUUUUUUCCAGCAUCGACCUGUAAAUUAUGUUAUCUUUGUCUAAUCAUGAAGAAAUAUUUUUGCCUAAAUAAAUCUCAGCUCAAGCGAAA
Messenger RNA from Betta splendens (Siamese fighting fish), 1223 nucleotides. It is a transcript of the gene irx7, whose product is annotated as iroquois homeobox 7. Gene Ontology annotation, molecular function: DNA-binding transcription factor activity, RNA polymerase II-specific; RNA polymerase II cis-regulatory region sequence-specific DNA binding. NCBI's taxonomy places the organism in Eukaryota, Metazoa, Chordata, Actinopteri, Anabantiformes, Osphronemidae. Bases 14 to 970 code for a protein of 318 amino acids. Gene Ontology annotation, cellular component: nucleus. Gene Ontology annotation, biological process: cell development; neuron differentiation; regulation of transcription by RNA polymerase II. The transcript is spliced from 2 exons. The record is from RefSeq and is a predicted model, not a curated record.